This is a messenger RNA of Misgurnus anguillicaudatus (oriental weatherfish), 1244 nucleotides long. RefSeq names its product E3 SUMO-protein ligase ZBED1-like. Lineage: Eukaryota; Metazoa; Chordata; Actinopteri; Cypriniformes; Cobitidae. The record is from RefSeq and is a predicted model, not a curated record.
AUGGUGGAACGACUGGAGCCAGCACCUCACGUGGUGAUGUAUCCACUCCGUGACCCACAGCAACGCAGUCUUCUGCAAAAGUCAAUCUGUCUUCUAGAUUGCUUUGAAUUCAGUGACAGACACACCUCAGAGAACUUGGCAGAAGAAUGGUUGAGAGUGGCAAGAGAAUGGCAUGUAGAUGGAAAAGUUGUCUGUUGUGUUACUGACAAUGCAGCCAACAUUACCAAAGCCGUGAAAAUAUUAAAGUGGACCCAUCAUCCAUGUCUUGCCCACACAAUCAACCUGAUUUUAAGAGAUGCUCUGAAGGUGAUGAAGCCCACGGUGGACAAAGUGAAAGCAGCUGUGGAAUACUUCCACAAGAGCACAUUAGGUGCUAAAAAACUAAAGUCUACACAACGGCCAAUGGGAAUGCCUGAGCUAAGGCCUAAUCAAGACUGCCCUACAAGGUGGAAUUCAACGUUUUAUAUGUUGAAACGGUUUCUCGAGUCAAAGGAGGCCAUCAUCUCUACCCUGGCCAUUGUCAGUGCACCUGUUGAUCCUCUGACCCAAGAGGAAUGGGAGGUGGUGGAGGAGGUGUGCAAAGUCCUGGAGCCCUUUGAGCAGGUUACUGUGGAGAUCAGUGGAGAGAGCUAUGUGACAGCCUCAAAAAUGAUAGUCCUGUGUAAGGGUCUGCAGCGAAUCACAGCCAACCGCCAGAGAGAAGCAAAUGCAACCACCACAAGGCAAGUGAUAGAGUUGAUGGAAUUCCUAUGUUCAUCAAUGGACAGAAAAUUCCAUAGAAUGGAAUAUAAUCACGUGCUAUCAGAAACCGCUGCACUUGAUCCCAGGUUUAAGAAGUUAGCCUUCAGUGAUGCCAGAGCGAUUAACGAGGCUCUUAAAAGAAUCACCUCAGCAGCAGGGAGGGACAGCCCCAGCAAGUCAGCUGGCUCAGACACCAGGGCAACAGGAAGCAGAGAGAGCAGAAGCACCAGCAGUAGUGCCACAAACGUCUGCUGUUUGGAUGCUGUUUGAUGAGAGAGCAACUGGGAAUGCAGCACGAAGGAAUCCCUCAGCAGAUGCCAUAAUGGAGGUCCGAUCCUAUUUGGAGGAGCCCCUCCUCCAAAGAUCUGAAGAUCCUCUGAGCUAGUGGAAGAACAAGGCCUCUAUCUACCCAUGGCUUACUAAAUUCAUGACAGGGUGACUCUGCAUAGUGGCCACGUCCGUUCCCUCUGAGAGGGUCUUCUUGAAAACAUGACAAAUUAUUA